AAAAAGGUAAAAAGCUUCAAAAAACUAGAUUUCAAACCCAACUUCUCGUGUACCAUCAAUUUUCCAUAAAAACAAAAAAUAAGAACAAGCAAAACUUGUCUUCUUCGUCUGAAAGAACAGAUUUAAAAAGCAUCUUCAAUGAGCCCAAAGGAUCUAUAGCAUAUGGCAUCAGAAUUAUUAGACGAUUUAUGCAAACAAAUUUAUACGUGUCGACGUUGUAAGCAAACAUUUACCUCAAAACACGAUCAACUAAUGCAUAAAAAAGAGAAACACGAUCAAAAUCCAGCUGAAAAUAGUUAUGUAUGCAAUUUGUGCCAAAAGACCUUUGCCAAUCAUGGCAAUUUAGAGCGUCACAUGAAAGUACACAACGAUGUCCGACCUCACAUCUGUAACGAGUGUAAUAAAUCUUUCGCCCAAGCUGUGAACUUGCAACGUCACUACUCCGUUCAUAAUGGCGAUCGACCAUAUCAAUGCCAAUUAUGUGAUAAAUCCUUUACACAACAAGGAAAUUUGCGUCGUCAUGAGCUCAUUCAUACCGGCGAGAAGCCAUUUCAGUGUGAACGAUGCAAUCGUUCGUUCUCACAGAGGAUCAAUCUUAAAAAGCAUAUGAUGGCUCAUCAAGGAUUUCGUCCGUUUGUGUGCAGUGUGUGCCAGAAGUCUUUCAUACAAUCUCAGAACUAUAAGAAGCAUCUCAAUAAACAUCAAAAGGAGUCAGUUAGACAGGAGCAGGCUGAUGCUACAGUGGCAAAGGUUAAGAUAGAACCAGCGAUAGCAACAUUUGGAGCUACGUUAGCUAAACUUAAAAUCGAUCCAAUGAUGUACGGGAGUGGUGGGCCGAAUCGAGCGGUAUUCGAACAAUUAAGUGGAUUUGAACCACACGAGUUUUUUGGUUACAACAAUUGACGCAGCAGCAGCAAGUGCAAUGAAGCACAAUUACGGAGUUAGAUAUAUGAAUAAAUCGUUAUAAUGUUUGAGAUAUUAGUUUAUACCUAAUAAUUUUUCUACUAGCAAAAUGCAAUUGAAUUGCUUUUUGAAAGUAACUCGUGGUCUGCGUUUUUUAAAUGUAUAUACAAAUUAUAUAUAAAGAAGUUGUAGAAAUAAAUGCAAUUUGUAGGAAUGUUAA
Molecule: messenger RNA, 1123 nt
Organism: Episyrphus balteatus (marmalade hoverfly)
Lineage: Eukaryota; Metazoa; Arthropoda; Insecta; Diptera; Syrphidae
Product: oocyte zinc finger protein XlCOF15
Exons: 5
Coding region: 163-903 (246 amino acids)
Biological process (GO): regulation of DNA-templated transcription
Molecular function (GO): RNA polymerase II cis-regulatory region sequence-specific DNA binding; DNA-binding transcription factor activity, RNA polymerase II-specific
Source: RefSeq, a predicted model, not a curated record